Molecule: messenger RNA, 9283 nt
Organism: Paramecium tetraurelia
Lineage: Eukaryota; Ciliophora; Oligohymenophorea; Peniculida; Parameciidae
Exons: 15
Molecular function (GO): calcium ion binding
Source: RefSeq, a predicted model, not a curated record
AUGGAUUUUCUAAAGGACGAACAGAAAUUCAAGGCUCUGGCUAAGGACGUGUUCAUUGCCAUAGAUGAAAAUGAAAAUGGUUACAUCGAAUUUUCGGAAAUGAAAAGAACUGUUCUUGAAAUGUAUAAGCAGGCGAAUGUUAAGCAAUUGAGUGACGAAUAGAUUUCUGAUAUAAUAAAUACAUUUGAUUAAGAUGAGAAUUAAAUAUUGAGUUAAGAGGAAUUAGCAAAUUUAUUGCGGAAAGUAUUGGAAAAAAGUGUAUAACUGCAGCAGGAAGAAGAGAAAAAAAACAAAAAGAAGGCAGAUAAAAAUGAACCCACUACAUUUCGAUCUAAAAAGGUUACAGUAAAGGACAGAGAAUAGCAAAAAUAAGAGUUAAAAUAAUUAAAAGAAGAACUCAAUAGUUUAAAAAAGUUAGAUAAGAAGUCUUAACAGUUACAAAACUAGAAAUUAGUAAAUUAUUAUGUCAAUCCAACAGCAAGAGAUGAGGAGGUGAGAGAGCAAUAACAGAAGUUCGAUGCAUCCAGUAAGAGUUUAUCAAGUUAAUCUCCGCACAGUUCAAAAUCAAGUAUCAGUCUAAACCCUUUGGUCUUCAAUUAGUAUCUGAGAUAAGGAUUUAUCAAAAAUGCAGAUGACAUGAUCAAAGCGUAGGAGAGUGCAAAAACUAAUCAUUUGAUUGGAAUGGCAGUAAAAAGAAGCAGUGCUGGCGAGUGGCAAGGUUUGAUCGAUUACUUUAAUGAUUAAACCUAGAAGGAAUUCGAUAGAACACCAAGUAGUCAGCAAUUCCAUAUAAUCGGUAAAAAACUAACGAAAAAUGUUAAAUUUAUAAUGAUUCACAUUCAAAAUUUGACUUAUACAAAUUUUAGAGAUUUGAGAAUCAAUUCAAAAUCUGAGUUAACUAGUGUUGAUAAACCAGCAUUAUUUUUUUGGGAACUUAACUAUAAUGGCUAGACAUUCUUUAAAAAUUCAGCAAAAGAAUUUCCCAAUUAAUUAAAUGAAUGUUUGGAUACUGUUCUCAUUUACAACUAUACAAAUCCAAUAUAAGUAAUCUUAUGGAAGAAAUAAGGAAAAGACUCAAUCUAUGUAGGCCAAUUUGAUAUAACAAACCAAUUAUUUCAAUUAUUAUAAAAAGUUACAGAUUAGUAAGACCAACUAGGUGAAUAAACUAAGUAUAACUUGAAUCUUCAAAAAAUAAAUAAAUAAUUAAGAAAACUACAGUCAACUGAUAUUAAAUUAUUUAGAAGGAAGAGAAUUUCUUAUUCGAAUAACUAAUAGGAGGAUCCACCUUUAAUUGGAGAUCUGAUUGCAAAGUUUUAGAUGUUCGAAAUCUGUGAGUUUGAUGCCCCUUUAAAUUAAUUUUCCUUUACUAAAGGAUCGCCUCGAACUUUAGAAGAAAGAGAAAGAAGAAUGCUAGUGGAGCAAUCCAAAAAUGGCCCUUACAAAUGGCCAGAUGAUUAACUAAACAAAGCUUUGGUUAUAUAGAUUAAUGAUGCAGGCAUAGAAUUGGCAAUUGUCAAUGAGGAGGAUAUACAAUCAUAUUUAGAUGGUCAAUUAGGGGCUCUUAUCAAAGAAACCUUUUAUUUUGAUACUAGUUCAGGAGGUUCAAGAAGAACCUCUCGUAUAAAAAGACCUCCACUCUCAGAAAAUACAUUGUUAUUGUUGAAAACCUUAGAUGAGAAUCCCUUGGUGGUUCAAGUUAAUGCUCUUAGAUAGACUAUUCGUUAAGGCAGAUUACCAAAGAAAGUAUUGGAAGAGGCUCUUCAGUCAUUUGGUUGUACAGGAUCUCAAUUACUAAUUGAUCAUGUCGAUGAUAUGGGUAUGUGUGAAUACGAUUACUGUAUGGAUGAUGGCUGUUAUGGAGUUAUUAUUGAUACAAUAUAGGAUAUGGGAUUUUCGAAUCCAGACAAUAUUUAAUAGGCUGAUUUGUUUGCUGAGAAGUUGGUAUAGAAUAUUAAGAGUGUCUUAAUGGAAGGGGUUAGAAUUGAACCAUUAUUUGAGUUCUUAAAGAUGGCUGAAAAAAUACCAGAUUUUGGAAUUACUAUCAAUUUGAUUUCUGAUUAAUUCAAGAAUGGAUUAGGGUCAAAGGUUGAUGGAGAUGGAAGUGUAUAAAUUGAUCCUGGUUCUUUUAUUUCUUAUUUUGAUAUCAACAGCAGAGACUUUGAUAAGAUGGAGAAUUAUGAGCACAUCAUGGUUUUAGGAAAAUUAGUAAAAUUAUCUAAAAAGCACUUGGAUCCUGAUGAUCCAUUUUUAUAACACAUUCAAUAAAAUUAUGAGGAAGCCAAAACCAAAGUCUAUUUCACUGUACCUGUAUUGCCAAAGAAAAAGAAAUUGAGAGAGAAAGCAAAACUGUUGGUGUUGCAACCAGAUAAUGUUCAUCCAGGGUUAUUUAGUAAUUUGAAUAUCGAUAAAAAUACACCUCUUGCUAAUGUCAAAUAGCAAUUCUUAAAGAAAAAGAAGGAAAUUUAAAAUAAUAAAGAAAAUAAGGAGGAAGAACAAGAUCCAGUUAAACUACUCGAGAAACCUUGCUUAUGGAAUGUGUGUCAUGAGUUAGUAAGAAGAAAGAGAUGGAACAUGUUUUAUGAUGGUUUCUAAGCUGAACCCUUAUUUUACUUUCAAUAGGGAGGAACAGGGAAUACUCCUAUGAUGGACUUUAUUGAGAAAGGACCGUUUAAUGUCAUCAAUUAGAUGGUCAACCAAUAUCAUCCCAAUAACCCUAAUGAAGAUCUUAAGGACAGUCCCAAACUUGAUCCCAAGAAGAUGUUCGACAUGACUACUCCAAAAGGAAAAAGCUUUAUUCAUGCCUUAGCCUUAAAUUAAGACAUCAAUCCAAUAGGAUAGAAAUAAUCCUUGCAAUAUUUGCUAGGUUUAGUGGAACCUCAAUAAUAAGAGGAAGUUCUAAUCAGUCCAAUGUCACCAUAUGAUGCAACUCCCCUUGUUCUAUAUUUAACCAAGCUCUCAAGCGUUACACCAGCUUUUAAUGAAGAAGAAAUCAAAUCUAUUUAAGAAAUCUUGAACAUCAUGAAGUAACCAUUAAAGAAGCAAUAUUCUUAGUCUCUCUUCAGAGCCAAAUGCUUCUUCAAAAUUCAUAACAUCGAUAUAGAGGAGGAUGAUUUAAAGGAUUACUAUCUAAAUCACAUACAGGUAUCAAAGGCCCUUUCUCUACUUUAACCAGGCAUAUUUGCACUGGUUUCUCAGGAAAUCGAUUGGAUUUAAUGGUUUUCUCUGAACAUUGAAAACUAUAAUUCUGUUCAGAACGAAUUGUCCUUUGCCAUUUACAAUUUAGCAAGAUCGGGUAAAAUAGAAUUUCUUGAAUAAUUUUUGAGCAACUUCUAAAAAUAAUAAAGUCUUAUGCCUUGUUAAAUCAAUCCUGAUCCAGAUUUCAUUAUUUCCUCAAAUCAAGACGAAUUUAUUUCAGAUGAUAAUGGAUUGAUUACAAUUUAUGAUAAGGAUAAAAAUAAUGAAAUAUAGAACACGAAGGAGGAAAUGUUAAAUGAUUUGGCUUCAUUUUAUGCAAAAUAUCCUUUAGAAAUCUUUAUUGGCAUACAACAAAUCUUGAACGAAACGAAAUUUACAUCCCUGAAAUUAAAUAGAAUAUUGAAAGAAUUAAUCUUAUAAACAAUCAAAUUAGAACCAAGAAUUCUAGCUAAAUAAUUUUACUAGAAUAAGAAAUCACCAUAUGAAGAGUUAGUUAAAUUAGGAUUCGAAGAGGAAUUAUAAAAACUCCUCACUCCAGAAUAGGCUCAAGCUUAUCAAGAACAAAAAAGUAAUUUCGCCAAAAACCUAUUGUAGGAAGGCAUAUCAGGAAAAUUAAAAAAUAAAGAAAACCCUCUAAAAUUAGGUAGAGAGAAAGAGGCGGAAUUCUUAAAAUACACCUCAAAGCUAAUGACUGAAAAGGGGUUGGAUGAUGUAUUAAAGUUCAUAGACAAGCUAAAGUAAGAUAACAUCGAAGGUAGAUAAGAAUUAGUAAAGAAGCUUUUCAAUUAAAUGGCAAGAUCACUACCUACUAAUUUUUCCAAAUAGCAAUAUCCGAAGAUAUUUAAAGCUCUGAGAUAAAAUCCAAAUACUACAAAAUAAUUAAAUGAAAAAGAAGAGAAGUUUUAUAAACCACGCAACUAAAACAAAUUAGACAGGAUAAUAGAAAUAAGCAAUGUAAAUAGUUACACAAUGAAAUAGGUGCUAAAUGCAGCACUUAAUUCAAAAAACUAAUAAUUAAUGAACAAUUGUUUACUGUAUUUGUGGAAUAAAUCUCCUGAAAAUCUAACAUCUCGUAAUUUAAGUGUACUUAGACCUUUAUAUUCAAAAUAUGGACAAUAGUACAGAUCCCUUAGUCAUCAUCCAGCUGUUUGCUUAACGCAAUAAGAGUUUGAUCAAUACAUGGCUGACACAAAGGAAAUUGCAACCUUGAAAGACUAUGACAUCGCUGCAAAAGCCUUAACAAAGCUUGGACUACCAGAUAGAUUGCCUGCAAUCCUUAAAAAAUUAGCAGCAAAUAAACCUGAACUGGUAUUUAAUUUAUUAGAAGAAAUUGCAUUAAAUCAGCUAGAAAAAUAGCUUCUUGAAGUACCUGUUCCUCCUCUCAAACCAAAUUAAGAGCAAGUUUAGAAGGUUCAACCUUAAUUUAUAAUCCCUACAAAAAGACAAAUUAUACUAAAUCAAUAUAAUUUAAUUGAUGCAGGAGCUUUGGGUUGCCUCUUAUAAAAUGCUAAGAAGUUAUUGGAAAAAUCUGCUAAAAUGCCUAAGAGUUUGAAUGCUUAUAAUCAUACCUUAAGUAAACAAGCAUUCUAACAAUAUUAUUCUUAGAAAUUGAGGCAGAAUUUCUACACUCAGAAUCCUGGAACGAUGUAUAGUAAUUGGAGUCCUCCAAAACCAAAUAUGGAAAAAACAGUUGAAAUAAUAUUAGACGCAUUGAAAGACAGUUUAGAUAAUUUACUAUAAUAAAAGCCUGAAUUAAUGGAGAAGUUGGAGAAGAUAUCUUUAUUACCUUUAAUAACAAACAAUAUUGCCAUAUUUAAUAAAUUAAACAAUAAGGAGAAUAGAAUAUUCACAGCGAUUGAGAAUAUUAUUUUAUAGAAUCUAAAAUAAAAGGCUUCAAAUUUGGAAUUGGUUAGGAUUGAUAAAAGGAUGAAGAUGAAUCUCUAAUUUUUGGAAUAAAACUUUUUGCCUACUCUAAAGAGUGUGAUGGAAUAGGAAAAGAGUAGAUCGUUGAGAAUAUUUAGGGCUUUGGAUUACACUUUAAAAAAGGAAUAGUAGCCAUUAUAAUUGUAAUUUGCAACUGAAGUCAUUCUCAUAAUUGCUAAGAACUUUGUUCCCUAAGAUUUUUCAGGAAUAUUUGAAAACAAUGUUGAAUAUCUUUUUAAUGCACUCGCUGUUUCGUUGAUGAGGUCUAAGACAACAGAUCAGAGAGCUUUGGAGUUUAUGGGUUCUCAAUUGAAUAAAUAUUAAUUUUAUGAUUUAGUUCAUAGUUUAGAUUUAGGAGAAAAGAAUCCAGAAGAUUAAGGUGAUUAGUAAAUUAAAGCAGGAGGUAAGAAAAAGCCAAACCCAUAGACAAUAAAAUAGCGACUUGAAGAGGCUAGACUAUUUAAAAAAAUUGAAACCUUGCCUUAAAAAUCUGAGAUUGAAUCUGCGAUAAGAUUGGUUGUUCCAUCUUAAAAUAAUAUUCCAUACUUCAUUAAAUUGUUGAAAGCCAAAGUUAAGCCCUUCUUCCAAAAUUAUGAGAAGUAAUAACAAUUUGCGAAUGGAGAGCCAUUUGCAAUUAAUAAUUUAUCUAGUCUUAAUUUAUUUGAAUACUUAAUUGUAAAAUGCCAUUACACACUGAUUUCAAGUAAGGAAUUCAUACAAUUUUAGAACAUUAUAUAAACAUAAAUAAACCCAAGAGUCCUUUAAAGGAAGACUUCAAGUAGUGGUAGUUAUACACUUUUCGAACUAAUAUCAGAUCAAAUUCUCAAUAUGAAGUUACCAUUAUUAUAUAAGGACUAUGAAAACAAGCCAGAAUUAUAGAUAUAUCUAAAUUUGCCCAUAUUUUAUUAAGUAUUGAUGUAUUCUUCUGAAUCAUCAUCAAUAAAGUACUUUGAGAAUUUUAUAGUGGAUGGUGUCAAUUUAAAUUUAUUUUAUAAUUGGAUGAAAUUUAAUGUUCAAGAGGAAAAGAAGGAUAAUAUUUCCUUAUACAACUGCUUCGUACCAAUCAUCACUAAGAAGUAUGGGUUGCUCUUCAAUAAAAUCGUUUAAUUCUUAAGGAAGUUACUCAAAAAUGAUAAAGAUUAUUAUGGAAAUCUUGCUGAAAUUUUGAAUAAUACUAAUUUCAGUGACUCAAUUUAAAAAUUUGAUGAAAAAGGGGAAAUUAAAUUAACUUUGUUGGAAUAUUCAAUUUUUUAGGGAUUUCCAGAUUUUUGUAUGAUAUAUGAUAAGUAAAUCACUUUGAUAAGAAAUCCACUUGAUAAAGAGGUUUUUGAGUUCUUAGAGAACUCUAUACGCAAAUGCUCUGAAGAAUUAAAAUAAGAAGAGAAAAUUUUGAUCAAUUAUUGCAAUAAGUAUGAGAAAGAUCAAGGAAAUUAUCGACUUGUAUACUACAAGAUUUACUUGAUGCUUAAAAAAUAUUUUGUAGGGAAUCAAAAGCAAAAUAAUGCUUUACAAUCAAGUUUGUUGUUGUUUAAAAUCAUGUUAGAAUACAAUCCAGAUUUAAACUUGUUAUUAAAUAUAAAUUAAUCGAUUAAACUAACCGAGGAUAUUCAAGAAAUCGAAAUGAAUAAGUUAUUAGUUGAUGAAUAAUUUUUUUAUCUUCAACUUUAUGGAUUUGAUCAAGCCUUGAAAUAUAAAACGAGUAUAAUUGAUUAUGUAAGAAAGUUUCAUCCUAAACUUAAACUCUUUUGGGUUUAAUAAGAGGUGAUUGAUGCUUUUAAAACUAACUUUCAGUUUGAUUAUACUAAAGGACUCAAGAAGUUGGAAUAUUAUGAUUCGAGCCAAAUGAAGGAUUAGUUUGAUUAAUUCCUUCCAGAGGUUCUGCUAUAUGUAUAUUACAAUUAACCAGAUUUUCUUGAAAGAUAUUCGAAAGAUUCCGAUUAACAAGAACCAUUUAAAUAAUUUAUGAUUUACAAAUACAUGCUACCCAUCAUCCGUCAUUAGUCAACUUAAGAGAUACUACAACCAAUUGAGUAAAAAUAAAUAAAAAAGAAAGAUUUGGAAGAAAUGGUGGAGAAACAGUAAGAAUUUUACAAUAGAGUUUUGGAAUAGAUGUUGGUUGAAGAUGUAGAGUUGAACUUUUAAAAUGCUGCCAUCUUAGUAAUUUAUAUAUCAACAUGCAAUGACCAAAUUGAUUACAUAGGUGAAAAAGAUGCUGUUUCCUUAAAAAUUAUUCCAAUAUUAAACCAUCUUUUAGAAAGACUUUCAAUUUAGGAUCUAAAUUAAUUUAUACUUUUUAUGAUAUUUUAGAUUAGGAACAAUGACUUGUAUAAUAUAGUAAUGGAAUGGAGUCAAUAAUCUAAGGCUGCCAUCAAUAAGGAUAUUUUCAAGGAGAAGUCCUUUAUUCAAGGAAUAUUGAAUUUCCUCAAUGGAAGGAGGAAAUCUGACAAUUUUAACUUCAAUUACUAGCAAAAUGAUCUAUUGAGACUAUUCCAAUUUGAAUUCGCAAAGACAGACAAAAUGUGUAAGGAUAAAAUCUACAGAGGGUUUUGUAUUUUAAGCAUAGCCUUAAACUUUAUCUCAGAACUUGAAUUAUUUAAGUAACAAAUUGAUCCAAAUGAUACAGUUUCAAUUAACAUUGAGCUUUUGGAAAAUUCAAAAGGGAAAAAUAGUUCAUUGAAGGUACUUUCAAUCAAGGAGAUCAUAACGGACUAAGAGCUUAGUGGAUUCAAUUAUCAAAUAGAAGUACCUAUGAUCUAUCAGGAAAAAAACAAUAUUCUGAAUCUGUAGAUCAAUCCGAACAUUCUCAAAGAAUAUUAAGAACUUACAGAAAAAUAAAGAUUCGAGAACAUCUCAAAUAAAAAUCUCUAAGUUUAAUUAAAGGACAAGUAAUUUACAAUCAACUCAAUCCAAGUUUAAAUUGCAAUCAAACCAAAUUAAUUAUAAUUUGAUAACAUUUAGGUUAUUAGCGAUCAACUUUAUGAAAAGUAUCCAUUUUUAUUUGGAGAUCUAUACAACAAUCUUGUCCACAAUAUCGAUUUAGAUAGAGAAAUAUUCUAUGAUGACGAAAAUAAUAACAAAAUAGUUUAAAGAAAAAAUCUUACGAUCGAGGAAGAAGUCAACGUUCAAGCUUACUUCGAUGUUAAAUCAUAUCAGUAUGAAAUUACACUGAAUAUUCUGAACUUAAAGAAACCCUUAUUCUACUAGAAAUGCAGUAGAGAAACCUAAAUUAAAUAGUUAAUUGACGACUACUCAAAAAAACAAAGUUAAUUUAAUUAUAUUAAAAGAUUCUUAAGUGUGGAGGGCAAUAAUAUUGGAGAAUAUUAGAGCAUGAUGGAAUUAAGUAAGGAGAAAAUCAAUCUGAAAAAAUAAAAAAGCUAACUAGGUGAUGAAGAAUUAGAAUAACUAAAAUAAUUACAAGAGAAAUAUAAGAAAUAUCAAGUACCUCCAUAUUUUGUUUAUGAAUUGGAUUGGCCCAUUUAUAUAGAAAAUAAAACAAUUAAAGCAGAUGAGUACAAUUUCCCACCAUUGUUAUUCAAGAAAUUGAUAUCAAUCAUAGAUGGAAUAUUCUUUGAAUCAGUUCUAAGUGAAAAUGAGAACAGGAAGUCUAGUAUCAAGAAAGUUUACAUUAAAGAUCAAAGCUUCCAAAUCAAUUACAUAUCAUUCAUUGAUACACUCGUAAUUUAAUUUGCUAAGAUUCUUGAAUUAAAAUCAAAAAAUAGACUGAUGCAACUGAGCAUUGAAGAUGUAGCUUACCAAGCAUUAGAGUGGCCAUUCCUUAAAUUCAUUAUGAACCUCAUUAAAAAUAAAAUUUAAAAAAGUAGUUUGCUCUUUGAAAUGAAAGAGUCUUCUAAGCCUGAAGUAUAAGUCAACUUACCAGGUAUUGACGAGUGUGUUUAAUUAUCCAAAACAACUUACUUUUAUUAUUGUGGAAUGUUUGUAGUAAGGUUGGGAGUAUUUUUCAACAAAAAACUAUUGAAAUUAGAAAAGCCUGAAGACUAAAAUUUAAGAUAUUCUUAAAACUUCUCAUUAGAUUACAACUUGGAACCUUACAUAAAUUAUAUCAUUAAUGAAACUCAACUAAAAGCAGUUCUAAAAAAAGAAAAUAAUAAUAUUUAAUGAAUGAGAGUAUUUUAAUCAUAAUAUAUAAUCAUUAUAUAUAUAUAUA